Messenger RNA from Falco peregrinus (peregrine falcon), 5393 nucleotides. RefSeq names its product calcium/calmodulin dependent protein kinase ID (gene CAMK1D). Lineage: Eukaryota; Metazoa; Chordata; Aves; Falconiformes; Falconidae. The record is from RefSeq and is a predicted model, not a curated record. The transcript is spliced from 11 exons. Gene Ontology annotation, biological process: peptidyl-serine phosphorylation. Gene Ontology annotation, molecular function: calmodulin binding; calcium/calmodulin-dependent protein kinase activity; ATP binding. Gene Ontology annotation, cellular component: intracellular anatomical structure. Bases 268 to 1374 code for a protein of 368 amino acids.
GAGAAAGUUGGGAGGAAAUAGCCCGGGAGAAGUGACACUCGCGGAGCCCGGCGGAGCGCGGAGGAAAUAAAAGCGGCGGCGGGCAGGAAGUGUGAGGAGGAGGAGGAAGGGGAGAAGAAGGAGGAGGAGGACGAGGAAGAAGAAGAAACAGCAGCAGCAGCAGCAGCAGCAGCCGCUGCUGCCGCCGCCGCGGCAGAAGAGAAAGCAAAAGCCGCCCGGGGCUCGGUGCCGCCCGGCCCGGCGUCCGCGGGGCUGCUCGCCGCGGCCAUGGCCCGGGAGAACGGGGACGGUGGUGGCUCCUGGAAGAAGCAGGCGGAGGACAUCAAGAAGAUCUUCGAGUUCAAGGAGACGCUGGGGACGGGUGCAUUCUCUGAGGUUGUUUUGGCUGAAGAGAGAGCGAGUGGGAAACUCUUUGCAGUCAAGUGCAUUCCCAAGAAGGCACUGAAGGGAAAGGAAAGCAGCAUAGAGAAUGAAAUUGCAGUCCUGAGAAAGAUCAAGCAUGAAAAUAUAGUUGCCCUGGAAGACAUCUAUGAGAGUCCAAACCAUUUAUAUCUGGUCAUGCAAUUGGUGUCUGGGGGAGAGCUUUUUGAUCGCAUCGUCGAGAAAGGGUUCUACACUGAGAAAGAUGCCAGCACCCUGAUCCGGCAGGUCCUGGAUGCUGUCUACUACCUGCACCGAAUGGGCAUCGUACACAGGGACCUCAAGCCCGAGAAUCUGCUUUACUACAGCCAGGAUGAAGAGUCAAAAAUCAUGAUCAGUGACUUUGGAUUGUCAAAGAUGGAGGGUAAAGGAGAUGUGAUGUCCACAGCCUGUGGGACUCCUGGCUAUGUCGCUCCUGAAGUGCUGGCUCAGAAACCCUACAGCAAAGCCGUGGACUGCUGGUCCAUCGGAGUCAUCGCAUACAUCCUGCUCUGUGGGUAUCCCCCUUUCUAUGAUGAAAAUGACUCCAAACUCUUUGAGCAGAUCCUUAAGGCGGAGUAUGAGUUUGACUCUCCGUAUUGGGACGACAUCUCUGAGUCCGCUAAAGACUUCAUUCGGAAUUUGAUGGAGAAGGACCCUAAUAAAAGAUACACCUGUGAGCAAGCAGCGCGACACCCUUGGAUCGCUGGUGAUACAGCGCUCAACAAAAACAUCCACGAGUCGGUCAGUGCUCAGAUCCGGAAGAACUUUGCAAAGAGCAAAUGGAGACAAGCAUUUAAUGCCACGGCGGUGGUGCGGCACAUGAGACGGUUACACCUCGGCAGCAGCCUGGACAGUGCAAGCGCCAGCGUAUCCAGCACCCUCAGCCUUGCCACGCCGCUUCCUGAUGCAGCCACACGGAAAGAUUCUUUGAUUGUUGAUUUUUACCUCCAGAGUCACAGAGGCCAUCUCUGAUGCCAACACCAGUACUCUUGCUGGGAAAACAAACAAACAAAAACAAUAAAAUCCAGAAAACCUCCAGCUGGCCCCUUAGCCUGCAGAAGAAGUGGUGAGGACAGGCUGCCCGUGAACUCUGCGAGCUGAAAGUCAGUAUUGCCGUGGCAGGGGCUUCCGCUGCUGGUUUUGCAUGUGACUUCAUUCCCAGUGCAUCUUAACUUUCUGCUGGAUCACCCCUCUGCAGCACGAGAUGGAUAUCAGCCCUGCGGCACGGCUAUUGGGGAAGUGGGAGUAUGGGGGAAACCUGGCAGUGAUGCUUUCCUGAGACUGUGUUACUCUGCUGGUGAUGUCUCUCCUGUCCUGGUUGCUAUUGUACAGAUGCCAUUAGAGUAGUGGGUACAGAAAAAAAAAAAAAAAGAAGAAAAAAAAAAAAGAAAGAAAAAAAGGUAAAAAAAAAGUAGGACUUUACCUAUGCCUUGUGUGUCUGUUAUGGUUGUGGUGAUGAAAUAAAACCGAACAAUGGCAGAGGUUCGUUCCUGAUACGAAUCAAACCACAAAAAGGGGUGUCAGCCCGCUGGUAGACAACUGCAUGUAAUUCUGCAGGAGGCAUUAGACAGAGGUUUCUGCUGUGCAUGUGUCCUGCAUACCUCCAUGGCUAUUGACAGUAUUUUUUCUAUAAGCAGUUCUCCUUUUGGGCCUCUACAUAGCCCUGAGGGACUCUGGGGCUUGUCCAAAACAUUUCCCAGCCCUGGGAGCCAAAACAGCCCCUGAUCUCUAGCUUUUCUCCCCAAACCCUCUGCAAACCAAAACACGAACCUCAAGGGUGCCCUUGAAAUGCAGUGGCAGCUGGCUCCAAUGCUGCCCCUUCCUCAAGGGUCACCUUAUUUUUAGGAAAAUAAAACCCCAUGAAAAGCCAGACAGCUUUGGCGAGCAGGGAGAAUAUUGUCCUUUGAUGUGAACUUGGUGUUAACUACAUCAGGUAUAGGGGAACCCGUGCUGUUAUAGCCCCCUGUGAUAGCAGCUCGAGCCCUGAGCCACGCUGGGUGAACACUGCAUAAAAACACCAGACCGACUUUGCCAGCAAGAUCACGCAGACUGUGGCCUGUUGCUUUUGGUCUUUCCAAAUAGUCAGGGGAUUCAUCUACUGGCAAAAUAACAGCUUCUAGACUGAGCCCCGAGGUACAGAAGUAUCUUUCUUUCAGCGUAUGGAAAUUUUCAUUUAAUGGGAUCGCUUGUGUUCUUGCUGCCAUGUGUAUUUAUCUGUCUGAAUUGGGACCUGAACGCAUCCCAGAAAUUAUUCAUGGGAGGGGAGUUUUGCCUUCAUUAGCAUGCUUGUUUGCACCAGAAACUUGAUGCUAAAAGUUAUGCUCAUUCAAGAAAAAGCGGAAACACGGAGACUCUGGCAUCCAAGGAAAACAGCAUCAAAACCAAGCACGGAGGAUUAUCUGGCAAAUCAUGUCAGCAAUGGCUGGGCGAGGAAACGGCAACCUGCUCACAAACAUUGCACCAACAGAGAUUCCCCUGGUAAAUCUGUCAUUCCGUAUUUCUUGCCCAGCAGCAGGUUUUACACAAUCCCUUUCAUUUUUUCCUGCCUCCUUGCAGCUGGGUCCUGCCUUCCAUCCUGUCUGCUGGGGUGGUCUGAUCCCCAUGACACAUCUGUGUGCGCGUGUGUGCUGGCGCGUGUGUGUGCGUGUUGUGGCCCCAGGGAUCACAGAUCCCACAGGGGGGAGAUCAGACGUUGGUUCAGGUUUUUUGGCCCAGCUUUGCAUGGUUGGGUCAAAGCUGUGUAAAUAGUGUCUGUAAUGGGGGAUAAAGGCUCUUUAGCCCAGACUCUGGUGUUCAAGACUCCUUCCUCACCAUGAACCGUGCCACUGCUCUGUCCAGGUAGCUAUUUUUUUCCACCUCUUCAUAAACGAUAAGGUCAGAAAAGCACCUCUUACAUUUUUUCCAUACUCCAGAGUGGAAUCAGGGCAUGUACGCUCACAAGCGUUGUGAAAAAAACAAAAACCCACAAAAAAACCCCACUGCUGAACUAAUGAUGACAUCAAAUGUCCAAUAAAUGCAUGAUACUGCACUGCAUGUAUUAAACUGCUGUUCACUGUUUCUGUAUUUCCCAAGCCUUUUCUUUAUGCACAUUCAACCCGACCUUGUUGGAUUUACUUCUAUGUUUUGCUUUUAAAUGACUCAGCGUAUCUGUAACUCAAAAUCCAUUGUUAAGUUUAAGUAAAUGCAAAAGCUGAUGUUUUGUAAACAAGAUACUGCAAAGCCUGGUAAUGUAUUUUGUCUUUCUGUUGAGUGCUCUGCAGCAUGUACAGGAAGAGUCACCAUCCAGAGCAGCUUAAAACUAUGCAGCAGUCACGUACACACAGCUAGAAACAGGGAGUUGGGGAGGGGAGUAUCCCUUUUUGAAUGCAAUGCUUAAAAAUUUGAUCUGCAACAAAAAUUCCUUCGCUGGGUUGUUAAAGCUCAGGACUGCCAAGAAGCAUGUCAGUGUGUCUCUUUGUUUUUUCUUUUUUCUUUUGGUUUGUUUUAGUCAAAAUUUAGACUGGUUCACUCAGUUCUUAGUAUUUUUCUCUUCCUACAAGGUAUUUCUUUCUCACCUGUUGCAGAUUGAACUGCAUUUUGGGGACCAAGAUGCUGUGAUUCUUUUUGCCUGCACAAAAUAGGGCAGAGAGCUGAGCUGAUUAUCCCAUCCCUUCCAAAGCAUUACCACCUACAUAUUAGCAUUUAAUCCUUGAACCCCCACAUAGUACCACCAUUCAUCCAUGGAAGAGUUUGGUGUGGCACUUUUCCUUCUUCUACAUGGAAAUCAUGCCCUUGCCUUCGCUUCUCUUAAUCAUUGACCCUUUUUCAUUUGUGCAGGUCUUUCUAAGGCCACAUGGGACUUGUAGUAGCUCUGGCCCAAUCCUCUUGCAGGCCUCAGCAGGGCACUGGUCCCAGCUCCUGAGUGGUUACUGUGUUAGCGUGGAAGAUGCUUGAGUUCCUAAUACUCAAAGCAGAGCCAUCUGAAAGGGCUGGGAAAUUGCUCUGGUUUCCUGGCAAUGGCAUGCCAAGCAGUGGGGUUGGAGAGAAGGUACCACGCCAGUGGCAUAGGGAGCAAGUAUCAGUCCUUGGAAGGUAUGCAAGUGACUGCUCCACGGUGGCUGAAAGCACCAAGCAGUCUUGAGCCUGCCUUCAAGGCUGGUGCUCAGCCAGGAUGCUGUGCCAUUGCUGAAGCACUACAAGGCAGCAUAAAAAUCAUCAUUUAUAAUGGUUGUGAAUCAGUGCGAGUUCAGAUUGCUGAGGCAGCGUGUGGUGCAAUGCUCCAUGAGGAGGUGGACAUGCGCUGUGGUUCCUGGUGGGUGGGAGCUUCUUCGGGGGUGCUCAGAGCAACUCUGAGCUUUUUCCAUCUCUCAUCUGCAUCCCCUGAGCCCAGCAUGGCAUCACAUGAGCCAUCUUACUAGAUCAAGCUGUAGCAUGGCCCCAGAAUAAAAAGCGUGAAAGUUUGUAGCUCGGUGGCAGAUACAGUGUGACUCACGUCAACACAACAUAGGCGUCCUGUUGCACAUGGGCCUCUAGCUGAGAAACAGCAUUUUGGUCGGUUUGGGCCUUUUUUUAGAUAGAUACUUGAUUUCGGUCAGCAAACAAUGAGAAAAAAGCCUAGCCUGCCCAAAGCAGUGACUCCCCAAAUAUCCCUGACUGUAAAACAUCUCUCAGCUGACUUUUAAUGAAAAUGCAAGCAUGUUUUCUACAAAGGCUUAAAUCUUAAUCAAGGAAUGUCAGUGUGCCUAAUAUUGCAGGUCUUGUGAUUGAUACCAGUUCAUAACAGCAUCCAUGUCCAAAAAGAAGAGAGAAUGUGUAUUUACUCCAUGCAUGUAUUAAGGCAUUGCAAAAGUUUUAUCUGCAUAAUGAGUUUGCAAUACUGCAAAUUGUUAAUGGGGCUACGUCGCAAGUGGUUCUCUGCCUUGACAAUCAUGUAUACAUAUCAAGAUUUCUAUCAUAAUGACAAUUUAAAGGGAUGACUAAUUGUUUUCCUCCAAUAAAACCAAUUAAAUCAC